GAGAUAGCAGUGUCUCUGUUCUGUGGCAGUGUGGUGGCAAUCAACAUGGCUGCAAUCAGCGAACUGCAAAACGAAAUUGCCAAACUGUGUCGCGAUUAUAUGGAGGUUACCAAAAGUGAUUCUCAAAGUUCUAUAGUUAUAGAGAUUGCAGAAGCUAUCUGCAAAGCCCAGUCAAAUGGAAUUCUCAAUCUUGUUGAGGUACUUGGGCCAUAUCUUUCGAACGAUGAAAUAGCUCGAAGGAAAAAAGGCACACAGUUACUUGCCGAGUUGAUGCACAGGCUGACUCCAAACUACUUGGGAAACAAAGAACUUGAGCUUUUGGCAGUGUUUUUUAUUGACAGACUAAAGGAUCACCAUUCAAUUCAACCACAAGUUUUAUAUGGACUUCUAGGACUGGUUUCCUACCAUAAUUUAGCUGACAACCUGAUAAUUGACAUAUGUCAAUCAAUUUUUGCAGAAGUGCAUGUACGCACACUUGUACAGGCUGACAGGCGAAAUGUAUUCAAUCUUCACUCCAACUUGCUUGAAAAAUAUAUCAAACCACUGCAAAGGAUGGGGCCUGACUUUGUCCUAGGUUUCAUUCAAAGUAUGGAUGGAGAGAAAGAUCCAAGGAAUCUGCUUGUUUGCUUUCAUAAUGCUGAGCAAAUCAUCAAAUUGCUCCAGUUUUCUGUGUUUACAGAGGACCUUUUCGAAGUUACAUCCUGUUACUUUCCAGUCGAUUUCACCCCACCCCAAAAUGAUCCCUAUGGUGUAACCAAGGAGGAACUAGUUACAAGUCUCAGGAAAUGUCUUUCUGCAACCCAGUUGUUUGCACCAUUUAUCAUGCCACUUUUGAUGGAAAAAGUUUUAUCUGAUAUUUUAAGUGCAAAAAUUGAUGCCUUUUAUACUUUAGCAGCUUGUGUUAAGAGCUAUAACCCUGAUGAUGUCAAGGAUUUCGUACAAGAGAUAUGGAGCGCACUUCGAAAUGAUUACCUGCUAGGUGGAAUAAAAGCCAUUGAACAUUCUGGAAUGGAAACCUUGAAAUCUGUCAUUAUCUGUCUCAGCAGCCAGUUUGAUAUUUGUAAUACUUUUGUGAACAUGGUUAUUAAGGAUUGCGAGCAAGCUUUGAAAGAUCCUGACCUGAAUAUUCCUGACCAAUUAGGACUUGUUUUACAUACUGUUGCAUAUUCAUGUCCAGAGGUUUGUCAUAUGUUUCUUCCCAAAAUAGUCAAAUUUUUGUUCUCAAUGUUAAAUGAAAAACAGACAACUGGAAAAGUUGUUAGUAUCAUCCACAUCAUCAAUAAGCUUUUGGAAUAUUCUAAGGUGACACAGGAAUUUAAUACCAAAAAUUUGCUACAGGAAGCAGACUGUGUGUCUACGUCCUUUCUGCUUGUUACCAUUUCAAGCUCAGAAGAUCCAGUUUUAGUUUCCAGUGCAAUGAGAUGUGUUCUUGCAAUGAUGCAUAACAGCGUGUUGGCCCAAGAUGACAUAUCAAUCUUUUGUGACAAUAUAGUUUUGCAGUUAAGCAAAAAUGUGAAUUUCCAGAUUUUAAGUACUGCUUUUUCUUGCAUAUCAGCAAUUUGUGAACACAAAAUGGAACCAUCCAUUGGAUAUUUUGCUGAGCAACUUCAACAAAAUAUUCUUCAUCUUUCAAACAAUGUACCACCAGAAAAGGAAGUUAUGGUAAGAUUAAAAAACACAUUUGAAGCACUGUUAAAGACCCUGGCUUCAAAUAAUGUCCAUUCUAUUUUGAAUAACUUGUUUGCAAUAUUGAAGAAGAAUGUAGUUGUUGCUUCUAUGGUACUUCAGUUCACAGUUAAAGCAAUUGAGUACUACCCAACAGAGGCAGUAAAUUUGGAAUCAUUAGUUAUCCCAGAAUGUAUUAAUCUAAUGGAGAAUGAGUCUACAGAAAAGUUAUUGGUCAAUAGUGACACAUGGAGUUUACUUAUACUGGUCAUAAGGACAAUGAUUUGCAAUCUGCCAGCUGAAUCUCAAGAGAGCUGUUUCAUGCAGUAUGCUUUAAGUUUGUUUCCAGGAGGUACAAAUUUGGUUGUAGAUGUGAUGACAAUAGAACAUGCCAAAGUACCAUCAUACAAAAUAUUAGAUGAUUCCAAGAAAAUUGCUUUGUUGCACUCAUUUGUUUGUGGCUUGAGAAAGUCAGUAAAGAUUCAAAAGGCAUCAGUGCUAUUGAAAUCAUUGGAAAAUGCAAUUAGGGAUGAACAAGAUCAGACUGCUACCCAAAAUGGUUGCAAUAUAUAUGCAUCAAUAAUAAACAAACUGCCUGAAGGUGAUACACUUGAUGUAAAACUACAGGAGAUAUUUGAGUUCACAGCAAAGUUUGUUAAAGAUGAGACACUUGCAGUUAGGCAAAGAGAGAACAUCUCAUUACUGUUUUUAUGGGUGUGCAGGGCAGCUAUUUUGCGAUGGCAUAAGCAGGCUCCCAUUCUAUCCAAUGAAGUUGUGUUACUUCUUCAAGAUGAAGCUGUUGGGAGCUAUGUUGGAGAUAAUUUUUCACUUUUGAUUAAUGAUGACACAGAUUGCUUGAAUGAAAAAAUGCAUGCAAAUAGAAAAAUUAUGUAUAAACAAAGAUUUGUUGAGUUGAUAUUACCCAAGCUGGUGUCUGCUUUCAAGAAUGCUGAAGACAAAGCAAAGAGCAAUGUAUCAAAGGCCAUUUCUCAUCUUUUCCAAUAUCUGCCAAAGAAAAUGUUGCAAAAGAAGCUGCCUCCUAUCAUGACACUGUUGAUUCGCUCACUGUCCUUUUCGGAUCCUGUAAUUCUCUCUUCAACCCUCACCACAUUGAGGUCUCUUGAAAGGCCUGAUGUCCUCAAAGAACAUGUCACAUCACUCAUACCAAGACUGCUGUCAUUGGCCAAAGCACCAGAAUCAAUGAACUUGCGAAUGCAAGCCAUUUUGUGUCUGAAAUUCUUAUCCAAUUUGCCACCCUACAGUAUUUAUCCAUACCAGCUGAAUGUACUCCGAUCUCUUAAAAUAUGCUUGAAUGAUAAGAAGCGGUUGGUACGGAAAGAAGCAUAUAAAUGUAGGAACCAAUGGUAUCUUUUGAAGGAAAGCAACUGAAGAACAUUGUAGUCUUGUCAAAGUACUUAUUAUCUACUCAUAUUAUCUGUAUCCAUGAAACUUUCUAUCCUUGUAUGUGUUCAACAUAUGUGAAUGAUAGUUUUUUGAGUUAUAAUCUACACCACUGUUUGUACAACUGUGCGAUUUAAAAUUAAACUUUUGCCUCAGCUGACAAAUGCAAAGAAUUUUUCUUUACAAAAUAUCCAAACAGAAGAUUUGAAUAAGGUUAGGAAAAUCCAAUGGGAAUUGAAAAUAAGUUAGACUUAGAUAAAGCUUCAGUUCUCCAGGGUAUGAUUGGGGUCCAACUGUACCUAAGAAUUUUUUAAAGGUAAAAUUCAGCAAUGUUGAAUGUUGUUUAAAACAUUUGGUGAAAUUUGUGACAUUCUCAGAAGAUGGUGGCAAAAUAAUAAAAAACAUUUUCGGACAAAGUCUUGAAAAAAUUGUCUUGAAGAUUGUGGGAAAAAAAGAUUGGUUAAUUGUGCCUAGAAGUUUUUUUAUCUGGAUCAAUCAGCUGCACUAUGUGCCAUCAAAUUUGUUGUCAAGCUUGGUGUUACUUCAGCAACCUGUUUUACCCAUUCUUUGUAUCAAAUGCAUAAAAUAGGUAUUCUCAAAUGCCAUACAAUGUACUUUCUCAGUUAUAUUUUCAGACAAAAAAGAAGAAAUGAACCUGAAAACUGGGAUUGUUUUGAAUUGCAAAUCUUAAUCAGAUAUUUUGUCAAACAUAGUCAUGAAACAAUACAAAAGCCUGAAACAAAGCAGAAGCCUAAAGACAGGCAAA
This is a messenger RNA of Rhopilema esculentum, 3832 nucleotides long. RefSeq names its product MMS19 nucleotide excision repair protein homolog. NCBI's taxonomy places the organism in Eukaryota, Metazoa, Cnidaria, Scyphozoa, Rhizostomeae, Rhizostomatidae. The record is from RefSeq and is a predicted model, not a curated record. Gene Ontology annotation, cellular component: cytosolic [4Fe-4S] assembly targeting complex.